Messenger RNA from Meloidogyne enterolobii, 325 nucleotides. The record is from the annotation of a GenBank genome assembly. NCBI's taxonomy places the organism in Eukaryota, Metazoa, Nematoda, Chromadorea, Rhabditida, Meloidogynidae.
AAUAAUGGAAGAAUCUGAUUUUAAAAAAUAUAGUGAGGAAAUUGAUAAAUUAAAAGAAGAAAGGAGAGGACUUGUUGAAUUAAUGAACCAAAUGAACCAACAACUUAGCAAACUUGACCAAAAAAUUUGUGAUUUGGAAAAGAAGAUGGAAGAUGAAUUUAAAGAGAAACACGGAGAGUCUUCUGGUGGAGGGAAAAGAAAAUGUGAAGAUACAUCCACAGAAGCAGUGGAACGUUCAGUCAAAAAAAUUCGACUUGAUGUUAAUAAAGAAUCUGAAAAUGUUAAGGAAGAGGUUGAAGAUCAGGGGCUUGUUGAGGUUUGUUAA